AUGAAUAAAAAUAAUAAUAAAUAUUGGUUUAAUCUUCGAGAGGCCAAAUCAACACCAUACUUACAUCCAUCUGAUACAAAUUCUAAAUCAUUUAAAAAUAAUACGGGAUGCCGUUUUUAUUCCGUAACUCAACUUUCUUUAAAAGAUGCAAAUCAUGAUUAUAUGGAAAACCCAAAAAAAAUAUUUUUUAAUGCAGGUUGCUCUUCAUCAUCAACAGAUAUUAAUAAAUUAAUACAAUUUUACAAUGAUUCAGCAGAUCUUGAUGUUGUUGCUCAUUGGAUUAAAGUAUACGAAGAUCAUAAAUUGAAAUGUAAAAAUGAAGCAUUACAAAAUGAUAAUAUGAAGAACGGUAAUUGUAGUAAUGAGGUUGAAGAAGAAAAUAUAAAUAGAUAUUUACAUUCAUGUGAAAGUUUUGAUUCUUAUGAUUCAGAUUGUGAUGAUUUUUUAAUGUCAUUCCCAAAAUAUAAAGAUAAAUAUAAAGAUAUUUCUAAAGUAAAUGAUUUAUGUAAAGAAGAAAGAUAUACUAUAAACAAUAGAUCACUAGAUAAUUUUACACAAGAAAUAACAACAAAAUUACCAUUUAAAAUGCCAAAUGAAACCUUAAAUCUUGAAAAAUGUGCUUCAGCUGAUUUUAGAUCUAAUAAAGAAAAAAUUAAAGAAAAAAAGUUAGAACGUUGUAAAGAGAUGUUAAACAUAUCUUCUAUUGGAGAUGGCACUAAUUAA
This is a messenger RNA of Strongyloides ratti, 723 nucleotides long. RefSeq lists its product as hypothetical. The coding region runs from base 1 to 723 and encodes 240 amino acids. Lineage: Eukaryota; Metazoa; Nematoda; Chromadorea; Rhabditida; Strongyloididae. The record is from RefSeq and is a predicted model, not a curated record. The transcript is spliced from 5 exons.